ACAAAAAGGAUGCACAUGUGGCUUUGAUUUGGCCCCUCGCAAGAAAAUGGAAGCCCAAAAUGAACCUUAUAAAUUACUAUUAAAUAAAAAAAUCGCAAGGUUUUUUCCUCAUCCCUUGAUUUCCAAAAUCUCUGAGCUAAGGGAUAAUUCUCUUAUUCUCUUGCCAUUAAAGAAAUGAGUACUACUAGUUUAAGGGGUAAGCUAGUCUCCCAGAUCGAGAUUAAGUCAAGUGCGGACGUGUUUCAUGAGUUGUUUCGACACAAAACUCAUCAACUGUCCAAAACAAGCCCUCAUAGUAUUCAUAAUUGCGAUUUGCAUGAUGGUGAUUGGGGCACUGUUGGAUCAAUCAUCUCUUUCGAUUAUACUCACGAUGGAAAGAAAUGUGUUUCAAAAGAUAGAGUUGAGGCCAUUGAUGAGGAAAAGAAGCUUGUGAAAUUCAAGGUAAUUGAAGGAGAUCCACUGGAAUUGUACAAGAAUAUCAGUAUAACAGUUCAUGUUGAUACCCAUGGUGAAAGUAAUUUGGUGGCGUGGACCAUUGAGUAUGAGAAGCUUCAUGAGGGCAUCCCUGAUCCCAACACUUUGAUGGACCUUUGCCUCCAACUCACCAAGGAUGUCGAGUCUCACCAUCUUAGCAGUCCAUAUGUUGAUACUGUUGAUCAGAGCAAUUUGGUCACAUGGACACUUGAAUAUGAGAAGACAGAUGAGAGGGUCCCUGAUCCCCAAUACCUUCAUGGAACUCUAGCUUCAGAUUACUAA
Messenger RNA from Oldenlandia corymbosa var. corymbosa, 756 nucleotides. Lineage: Eukaryota; Viridiplantae; Streptophyta; Magnoliopsida; Gentianales; Rubiaceae. The record is from the annotation of a GenBank genome assembly.